Messenger RNA from Podarcis muralis (Common wall lizard), 3383 nucleotides. RefSeq names its product quiescin sulfhydryl oxidase 1 (gene QSOX1). The record is from RefSeq and is a predicted model, not a curated record. Gene Ontology annotation, cellular component: Golgi membrane. Gene Ontology annotation, biological process: protein folding. Gene Ontology annotation, molecular function: flavin-dependent sulfhydryl oxidase activity; protein disulfide isomerase activity. NCBI's taxonomy places the organism in Eukaryota, Metazoa, Chordata, Lepidosauria, Squamata, Lacertidae.
UCCGCCCGCGGCUCCUCCUCCUCCUGCGAGAGGCCGACGGACUUGUCGGCCGGGCGGCGGGCACUGGGCACUGGACGGGCUCCUGGCCGUGCGCCGCAUCGUGCCCUUCCUCGCGUCUCGCUGCUCACCAUGCCCAAGCGGCUCUCCCGGGCCCGGCCGGGGCUGCCGGCUGCCGGCGCCUUGCUCGCCGCCUCCUCCUUCCGGCUGUGGCUGCUGCUGCUGUUGCUGCCCGUGCCCGGGGCGCUCGGCGUCGGCCUCUACACUCCCGACGACCCGCUGGUGGUGUUCUCGGCGGAUACCCUGGAGCGCAGCAUCUUCAACUCCAGCAGCGCCUGGGUGGUCGAGUUUUACGCGUCCUGGUGCGGCCACUGCAUCCACUUCGCCCCCACCUGGAAAGCGCUGGCCAACGACAUCCAAGAUUGGAGACCUGCUGUGACUCUGGGGGUCCUAGACUGUGCUGAGGCGAGCAACCAGAAAAUCUGCUCGGAUUUCGGGAUCACCGGCUACCCAACACUGAAGUUUUUCAAGGCGUUCUCCACGAAGCCCGAGGAUGGCGUCAGACUUCACCAUAAAGCAGACGACAUUCGGAGCCUCACAGAGUCCAUCAUCACCUCAAUAGAGAGCCAUAGAGACCUGUGGCCUCCCGCCUGCCCGCCACUGGAGCCAAUUAGUGCGGCAGAACUUCACGACUUCUUCCACACAAACAACGUGACUUAUUUGGCCCUGAUAUUUGAAAAGGAGGACUCCUUUUUGGGCAGAGAGGUCACACUGGACAUGCUCCAGUUUGAGAACAUUGCAGUGAGGCGAGUCUUAAAGAGCAACGAAGAGCUCGCGAGGAGCUUCAACAUUACCACCUUCCCUUCUGGCGUCCUCCUUGUCAAGAACGGCUCGUGCAGCAGCAUCCCUGUGCAUGUUGAUUCAAGACCACUUUACACAGACUUCCUGAAGAAACUGCCUGGGGUUGUUAGAGGAGACACCUUCACGCCCACUGUGCUGCCACCUGUACCACCUACUACACCUGGGCCCUGGAAGGUGAUAGACAGGAGAAAAUUGUACAUGGCUGACGUGGAAUCGGCAGUGCUUUACACGCUAAGGAGAGAGGCAACACGAUACGAUUUCCUUGAAAAAGAGCAACUCUCCGCAAUGAAGCAGUAUGUGGCAGUAUUGGUCAAGUACUUUCCUGGACGCCUGCCGAUCAUGAACUACCUUCGCAACCUGGACUUUUGGCUGAGGCCAAAGACAAACGUUUCCAAGAGCGAGUGGGAGGAAGCGCUGAGGAAUAAAAAUGAGCUUCCCAAUGCCUGGCUGCCGGAGAAUCCAACCUGGGUAGCGUGUCAAGGGAGCAAGAGAGGUUUCCCAUGUGGCCUCUGGACUCUCUUCCAUCUCCUGACGGUGCAGGAAGCACUGCUUAGCCCUCAACCUCACACACCACCGGAAGUCCUCCCUACAAUGAGAGGGUAUGUCCACUACUUCUUUGGCUGCCGGCAGUGCGCAGACCACUUCGAGGCCAUGGCAGCAGAGUCCAUGAACAAAGUGAGGAACAAAGAUGGCAGCAUUCUCUGGCUUUGGUCAAGGCACAACAGAGUCAAUGCUCGCUUGGCAGGCACUGCAAGUGAGGACCCCAAAUUCCCCAAGAUCCAGUGGCCUCCCAAAGAUUUGUGUUGGUCAUGCCAGAUCACCAUCAACGGAAGGCUGAUGUGGGACGAGAGGGCCAUCCUGAGAUUCUUCAAGAGUCAUUUCUCGCGAGGCAACAUUUACCUGGAUUUCCUCAAAGUUGAGAAAGGGCUUCGGGUCAGACAGGGCCGAGAUGUUGAGGAGAGAGACUACGAAGCUGACAGGAAGCUGGAAGGAGGAGGAGGAGGACAAGAGACUGGCAGAGGAGAUGGAGAGGCCUUGGAGGAAGAGGAGAAGAGGACAGAAAGGAAGAAACCUGGUUUCGAACGGUCAGGCUCCCUGGAGGCACGCAAACCCUCUAUCGUCAAGAUGAACACCAAGACCAAAGAGCUGGAGGAAAACAUUGUCGAUCUGGAUACCUUCAGCGAGCAGCACUUCAGGAGCAAGGCGCUGAAGAUGGCAGGCCAGGCCGGCUUCAGGCACAGCCGCAGUAAGAGGGACAUUGGACUGGUGCGGAUGGAGGACCGGGGCCACCAGUUUCUUGAUUAUGAUGCCGCCUGGCGGCUUCUGCAGCAGAAGGGCUUGGGAGCCCAGCAGAUCGUGGGCAUCAUGGAGGAGUCUGAGAAGGAGGGCGGGGUCAUCCAGAGGAGGAGCCAGUGGUUCCACAUCCUGGGGGCAGGCUUCUCCAGAUUGGACGUCAGCUUGUGCAUUGUCUUGUACUUCCUCUCCUCCAUGUGCCUGUUGGGCAUGUACACUUUCUUCCGCAUGCGCAUGAGGUACCGCAAGGGCCGCCCAGGCUUCCUCCAAGCCUGAGAGAGACAAGCAGAGCGUCAGCAGAUAGCGGGUUGGAGAAGGGGUGUGAGUGUGUUUGUGCGCAUGCGCUGCAUGCCCACGAUGCUUGUUCCUCAGCAACAAUUCCUACUCUGGUUUAUGGAUGCACAAAUGCGAAAAAACAUGCAGGUAUCUCAGUUGUAAAAGCACAUACAUGUGGUGUGGUGCUUGACCCGACUGAGUGUGCAACAGUGGCAACGGCAGGUAAGGAAUCGGCAAGCCUGUGUGUGGAGGGAAGUAAGGGGUGGUAUUCAAUUGAAGUUUUUCUCAGACUAAACCUGUUGAAAUUAGUGGGCUUGACUUAGAUCUGUUCAUUAAUUUAAAUGGGUCUGUUCUGAGUAAAACUUAGUUGAACACCACCCACGGCAAGUGCUCAUUAUGCCACCAUUUCUGCAGUGUGUAUGUGUGUGGGUGUUUCAUUUCUGUAUCUAUAAUGGAGUACGAAUUGUUGAGCAACAUGUUGACUUUGUUGUUGAAAGGGGUGUUGGUUUCCAUUUCAGACCACGUAUUGUCAGGGGAGUGAAUGGGCUUAAAAAAUAAAAACGUCCUCGCCUUGUGGGAUCUUUAGCUGAACACAUUCUGACCCCACCAUGGAAAUGUAGCAUAUUCCUUCUUCAGAAUGUCAGAGUGUGUAACAAGGUUCUUGCAGAGCUUUUAUGUGGAUGGUUUGGGAGCAGCGGCAAAAUGACAAUUUUCAAAUAUGAAUCGGAGACCUGUAUAAUUUGUAAAAGCUGGUUUGUUCCAGGUUAAAGUGACAUGAUGGACUUUGCGGAUACGAAGCUGAACUUUUUGUGCCUGGCGUCUUGAGGUAUAUCUGAGCCCUUUGCUACCUGGAAGAAAACUCAGUCCUGAUUUCUUGAAUUUACGCGUAGAAGCGCAGUUCCACGAUAGCCCGCCGGAGAUACUUUGAUUUCUUUUUACUAAACUGGAUUCCAAAG